GAGAUGCAGUGCGCGCGCCGCCCGCUGAUCGCGCGUUCUCUGCCUGUCUCUGCCUCUCUCUCUCUCACCUGCAGCACGAGGAAGCGAUCGGAGCCGCAGCGCUGGUCAGCUGCAAGCUGCUGCUACCUGGAAGACAGCAGUCACCGCACCGAGAGGCAGAGACAGAGGGAGGGAGCUCGGGGCUACACCUGGUGUUGUGCAUCGCCGGCGAAAAUCACCAUCGAACAUUUAUCUGGAGGAAGAACAAGAUCUAGCCGGGGAGUGUAAAAGACAGACAGAGAGAGAGAAGUGGAGCCUGCAAUACCCUCAGAGGCUGCGAAUGCUUGAUUUAACUUGGUUCAACAACGGGCACUCGGAAUUUGGGGCUAAAACAAAAAAAAAGUAAGAUGGCACGGCAGUAGAAAUGUUAGAAUCUGGAUAAACUUUUUCUUUGGGGGGGGAUCGGAGGAUCUCUUUUGAAAUAAAGACCUCUUAAAACCCCGCAAGGCUGUAUAAAUUUGUGCAAACCACCCUGCAGAGGAGGCAAAAGGAGGACGAUCGCCUGCGAAGCGGGUUGCUGCAGAUCGAGAACUAGUAACAAUGCUCUUGUGCGCAUUUCCAGAGGGGCAACGAAUUAGGAUUUCUUUGUCUGGCACUCAAAGCUAGUUCCCCUCUCCUUCCGUCUAUUGGGCAGGUAGUGGCAGGGAGCUAAAGCACGCACGGCGAGAGAACCAAGUUAAGGUUGUCAGAGUAUUAAUCUGGCCAGUUACCCAUAUUAUGUCCGCACUUCGAAGAAAAUUUGGUGACGAUUACCAAGUAGUGACCACCUUGUCCAGUGGCUCUGGAUUUAAUCAGCCACCCAAGAAAAAGAGGCAGAGGUUUGUAGAUAAGAACGGGCGUUGUAAUGUGCAGCACGGGAACCUGAGCGGCGAAACUAGCCGUUAUCUUUCGGAUUUAUUUACCACAUUAGUUGAUUUGAAAUGGCGCUGGAAUUUGUUCAUUUUUAUUCUCACAUACACGGUGGCUUGGCUCUUUAUGGCGUCGAUGUGGUGGCUAAUCGCUUAUAUCCGCGGCGAUCUCAACAAAGCUCACGAUGAGAAGUACACCCCUUGUGUUGCCAACGUCUACAACUUUCCUUCUGCCUUCUUGUUCUUUAUUGAGACGGAGGCCACCAUCGGUUACGGAUACAGGUACAUCACUGACAAAUGUCCAGAGGGGAUCAUUCUUUUCCUCCUUCAGUCCAUUCUGGGCUCCAUUGUGGAUGCAUUUUUGAUCGGUUGCAUGUUUAUAAAAAUGUCUCAACCCAAGAAGCGAGCAGAGACGUUGAUGUUUAGUGAACAUGCGGUGAUUUCCAUGAGAGAUGGUAAACUGACUCUGAUGUUCAGAGUGGGAAACCUCCGCAACAGCCAUAUGGUGUCGGCACAGAUACGCUGUAAAUUGCUCAAAUCUCGGCAGACGCCCGAGGGUGAAUUCUUGCCCCUCGAUCAACUAGAACUGGACGUGGGAUUUAGCACAGGGGCAGAUCAGCUUUUCCUCGUCUCCCCACUCACUAUCUGCCAUGUGAUUGAUAGCAAGAGCCCUUUCUACGACCUCUCCCAGCGAUCAAUGCAAACGGAGCAAUUCGAGAUAGUCGUUAUCCUUGAGGGAAUCGUCGAAACGACUGGCAUGACAUGCCAAGCAAGGACAUCAUACACAGAAGAUGAAGUUCUUUGGGGAAACCGUUUUUUCCCAGUUAUAUCCCUGGAAGAAGGAUUCUUCAAAGUGGAUUACUCUCAAUUUCAUGCAACAUUUGAAAUUCCAACACCGCCAUACAGUGUAAAAGAACAAGAGGAAAUGCUAUUUAUGACUUCUCCUUUGAUGGCCCCAGCUGUUAACAAUAGCAGAGGCACUGUGCCAGAUAGGAAUGAUUCUGUGGACUGCUUCAAUAGUGUUGAUGAUCUAAGUACCAGGAUACCAUUGAAACUGCAGAAGAUUACAGGGAGGGAAGAUCUACCAAAAAAAUUACUAAGAAUGAGUUCCACCACUUCAGAAAAAGCAUAUAGUAUGGGAGAUCUACCAAUGAAGCUGCAACGAAUCAGUUCGGUUCCUGGAAAUUCAGAGGAAAAACUGGUGCCAAAGACCAGUAAGGUGACCUGUGACCCAAUGAGCCAAUCUGUGGCUGAUCUGCCACCAAAACUACAGAGAUUAGCAGGUGGUUCAAGGAUUGAGGGAAACCUUCCUCCCAAACUGAGGAAAAUGAAUUCUGAACGUUUUACGUAACUUCAGAAACUUUUUGACGGACACUAAAAUCUAAUUUUUGAUCAAAGGCAAUUCUAUUGUAAUUUUCAAACUUUAAUGGGACUAAUAUACUGCAAUUAAUAUUUACAAAUUAGGGCAAAGUUUCAUUAGCACUACUUGCAUUCUGAGAUGUUAAUUAAACAGCUGCAGUGAAAUGUAAUGUUUAUUGCUUUGAUACAAGACCUAAGCCACUUUAAAUUCAUUGUAAUGUUACCAUUAACGAGCAUGUAGUAUCACAAACAGCAUGCAAUAAUAUGUGCAGCUCUUGCAUAUAGUUUUAUGGCAUGAUUCACAUUAAAUUUAUAUUUAUUCAGUAGUAGCAAAAAACAAUUAAUAAGAGGUUUUGCUCUGCCUCAUAAAAUGUAUUACAGAAUAGGAUCUUAAAGUCCAGCAGAGUGUAUUGGUAAAGAAGUAUGGAUAACUUUUGUUGAUUGAUUUCACAUUUUAAAUUAAAAUUAAGAUGAUUAUCUUCAAUACUUACAUACUUAUGUAUAUCAAAUUAUAAUAUGUUCUCUUUAAACUAGUCCUUUUCAAUGCAUGUUUUUCUUACUAAAUUAGAGAAGGCUAUAGGCAAUACGGAGCAUGCAGAGCUCUUGACAGAAAGAUUUAGCCUUAAAUGAUCUGGUAUCUUCCUGUUUUAUGUUUUAUUGGCCUCACUUUAUUUUUGUUCAGUUUUGAAAUAAUGCUUUUUCAGAGUAUACACAGACUGUGAGAGUGGUGGUGCUGGCUGCAGUAAGGAUGAUGGAAAAUGAAAAGAUGUAUUAUGGUAACAUGACUGCACAGCAGGUCUGUGUUUAAGCAUCACACAUAACACCAUUUUUCUUCAGCCUGCAUCAUAAUAUGAAAUGUAUAAAGUCUAACGUUACCAAACUAGUAGUGUCUUCAGGCAAGCAGACUUUAUGCGUAUAAACAAAAGAUUAUUUGAAUUACUCAAGGAAUAUGGAAUAGUUGUACUUAUUCCUACUGCAGCCUCAGUUUUUAGCUGAAACUAUGCUAAAACUUUCAACUGUUUAUGCUGUUUCAUUUUUACAGACUACAGUGUCCUUUGUCAAUAAUGUAUGAUAGCUUUUGCAUCAGAUUUUUGUUAAAAUCUAUUUUCCAGUCUUUAGCUACUAUGCAAAAUAGUAAAACUAGUUUCAACAAAAUUAAUGCAUAUGAAUGUUGUUAUAUCAACGUUUUUAUUUUGCUUCCAUCAAGAUGAUUUGUCCUUUGUCCAAAACUGGGAAAAGGUUUAACUUUAAUGACCUGUGUCUUUUUGUUUCCUGCUUCCAAUAUUCAUUGUUCACAUUGGAAUUCUAUUUAUUUUUUAGUUUGAUAAAUAUAUUGUAAUCACUUACAGUUGUAUAAUAGAUUAUUUACUGACAUUGUAACUUUAGAUGUAGGAUAGAUUAAUGACACAAAGCCUACAAGUGCUAUUUAUGGUCAAACUGAGAUCCCCAGCAGCAGUGAUCACUUUUUGUGAUGUAUACUGUGGAACUCCUAUAAUAAGGUAAGUGAUGUGAAUUGCAAAUAAUUUUAUUGAGGAGAAACUCUUUUGUGAGUUAAGAGUUUGGGCUGCUCACUGAAUACAAUUUAUGUGUAAAUGUGUAUACAAAAAUCUAUUUACCUAGGGAAAGGUACAUUUUAAAAAGGGCAUUUCUAAAUGAAAAUUUAUACAAUAAUGUGCUUAUAGGUAAAUUUAUAAAUUCUGUAAUGCUAGAAGUUGCACUAAGAAUCACUGCUUAAUUUAUUCUAUUAAAGUCCACAAUGUUUCAUAAUGUGAUCUUGCAGAAACAAAAAUACAUUAUUUGACCAAGAACAGGUAUAGGAUGCCAGCAGAAAGAACAGAUAUUUUAGAGAAGCUAGUAAAUUAAACAAGAGUUUAAUCUAUUUCAUGGAAUACUAAGUGUAAGAUGAAAGAAUUAUUGAGUUUAGAGUAUUCUGACUGGCAAAAUCUAGGCUAAAUCUACAGCCUUCUGAGAAGCAGGAACUCAUAAAACAUUGGCUUUCAUUUGUAAGUUUAAAACUACUUGCCCUGUAUUAACUAUCGUGAUCAAUUAUCAACUAUCUUGACCAUUUGACAUUACAAUUACUUAUGAUUUCAGUUGCAGUUCUGUAUUUUUUAUGCCUUGAAAAGAGUGAAGCAUCAUUAGCACCUCUUACUAAAGUAAUCUUACAAGCAUAAAUAAUUGGGAUCCAUUUUGACUUAUUUUUCUGUUUGCUUCCCCUAAAGUUUUAACUGCCCUGAUGUUAGUAAUGCGUGCUGGUCAUUUUGGAUGCAAUAAUAACCAAUCUUUUGCAGUAUAUUUGACUGUGGAUAUUAAUUUAAUACACCUAAACAUGUCGUCUUUUUUCAUUUCUACUGAUGUCAACAGAAGCUGAAAAAAAUGUUUAACAGAUGACUGAACCAAUAUUAUUUGCUUCAACUACAAUCCAUUAUCCAAAUUGACUGCUUUGUUUUUGAACUGCAUGUCAAGAGUUGACAGGAUAUCCACUUGUGAUGUCCGCACAUACAUUUUUUUUUAAGUCAAUGAUAGGUACCUUAGUUAAUUUUCCCCUCCCAACACAACUUUUGCUAAAAUCAUCUAUCACAAAGCAUAGUUACCCUAAUCUAGGAACAGCCAGUAGACACCGAACAAUGUAACUCAGUUUUUCUACAAGGUAAUUUGUUUAUGUAAAAUGUUACCAUCCUUAAAAAAUACUGGCAGAACUCUUUUGAAUUGGUCAUUGACUGAAAUCAUGAAAAUAAUUGAAUUAACAACACAUUUGGAACUAGUUAGUCACCGUAGAUUGUUCUUUAUCUGUCAUGAAUGUUUGUGACUAGGAUAUCAGCUAAAUUGAACAAUCCACAUCUGCCUGAACACAGUAUGGCAGCAUAAAUAUAUUUUUACAGGCAUGGUCAGCAGUUUGUCUCAGCAAAAACUGGGUACAAUCUCUUGCACCAAGACAACUUUUCAAACUUUUUAUUGUACUCUGUCCCAGAAUUUCUGCAAAUGAUAUACUGGUCUACAGCUGGAUCAGGGAAACCAGUGAAAAUCAUAUGGAAUAUGUGACUGCAGAUUUAGAAUUGUUUACAUUCUUCUUUGGGACUUCACUGGUCUCAAAGCUCCAAAGAUUCAGGGCUUUUGAGGUCCACAUUGUUGGGUUGUGGUUUCUUGCCUGGCCUUCAUUCAUUUCUUAGUCAUAGAGCCCUACUCAAUUCUCCCUAAAUCUUGAGUUUAGACCUCUUUCCUAUAUUUUUCGGCUCCAAAUGUGGUCUCCAACCAGCACUGUGCAGUUUUGGAUUUCACCUCAUACCUAGUCCCUUGCGUCCAAGUCCCAGUUUCCUUCCUUGUAUCUCUAUCACCAUGCCAUUUAGGUUUCCGCUAUGGGAGGACACCAUCUAUAUUAAAAAAAUAAGAGUUUUGCUUUGUCUGCUUUUGGAGAUAUCAACCAGAUAAAACAGACCUGCACAGAUCUUUUGAACACAUUACACUGUAUUUGUGCUAUUUUCAUUAAGUUCACUCACACUGUUGGCUUUAGUAUAACAUCCCAGGCCAAUCCCCCAGUUAUAUUAAUGGAUUGACUUGAUGAAACAACAAUAUAAGAAAUAACCAACAACAAUUGAUACAAAAUGAAUUAGAAAUAAGUUCAUAAUCUUUGACAUGUAGAUUUUUAAAAACAAUCACACAAUUUUGUAUUAAAGAUCUAAUCCAUGCAAAUUGUUUAAUCAGUAAUGAAUUUCCAAAAAGAUAUUGCACAAAAUUGUUUUCUUUCAGGUGUUGCUUCAUUCAGUUUUCAAUAUAUAACUUUGUGUCUAAUUCUGUGAUUAUGCUAUCAGAUAUUCUGUGAAUAAAGUGUACAUU
Chiloscyllium plagiosum (whitespotted bambooshark) is the source of this 6080-nucleotide messenger RNA. RefSeq names its product potassium inwardly rectifying channel subfamily J member 3a (gene kcnj3a). Gene Ontology annotation, molecular function: G-protein activated inward rectifier potassium channel activity. NCBI's taxonomy places the organism in Eukaryota, Metazoa, Chordata, Chondrichthyes, Orectolobiformes, Hemiscylliidae. Gene Ontology annotation, cellular component: plasma membrane. Gene Ontology annotation, biological process: potassium ion import across plasma membrane; regulation of monoatomic ion transmembrane transport. The record is from RefSeq and is a predicted model, not a curated record.